Kluyveromyces marxianus DMKU3-1042 is the source of this 1248-nucleotide messenger RNA. It is a transcript of the gene DXO1, whose product is annotated as Dxo1p. The coding region runs from base 1 to 1248 and encodes 415 amino acids. Gene Ontology annotation, biological process: NAD-cap decapping; nuclear-transcribed mRNA catabolic process. NCBI's taxonomy places the organism in Eukaryota, Fungi, Ascomycota, Saccharomycetes, Saccharomycetales, Saccharomycetaceae. The transcript has a single exon. Gene Ontology annotation, molecular function: mRNA 5'-diphosphatase activity. Gene Ontology annotation, cellular component: nucleus; cytosol. The record is from RefSeq and is a predicted model, not a curated record.
AUGACAGAACCUGUUGGAGAUAUUAGCGGUUCGCUUAGUCGAUUGCAAAUCGAUGACACCGAAAAACAACAUCAUUCCAGGUCAACGUAUAAGCCGAAGUCUAAAUCCAAGUCCAAAUUCAAAAGAUCAACGAAACAAACUGUUGUUAUUCCAUGUAAAAAAUUUUCGCAUGCACCUGUGAAUUAUGUUCUCGAGAAGAGCCCAAUUCUUUUACGUGACAGCGAAGAGCUUUACACUUGCUCUUAUAAAGUCGACAAGAGCACAUUAUGGAACUCUCUGUCCACCAAACCAGCGCUUAGGAAAGAAAUUUGCAAUUUCAUUGCACAAAACAAAUGGGAUGACGAUAUUUCUAAGAACCGUUUUAUCGGAUCCAAUUUGACGGAAGGAUACGAGGAUUAUGUACCUUUACCACAAGAAGUAUUAGAUUCGGUGGAUUUAUUAAUGCAGGCUUAUGACAAAUACAACGAAGGGUUGGAUACCAUGAAUAAAACUACUUUCAUAUCGUUGAGACAUCAUAUUAUUGAUAUCAUAAUGUGCCCUUUUCAAAACGAGACGGUAUCUUUAAUAAUGAGUGUAUUACCAGACAGGAAUAUUCUAAUAUCUGUUGAUAAAUCUCAAUGUAAACCUAACGGAAUUCACCAAUUAACAGACCCAAAUAUAAGAAAAAUUUGUUACACAGGAUUUGCGUUGGAAAACCUAUUGAUCGACAGUUCGGAAAAUGAAAACGAUUCUCAAGAGCACGAGUUAUAUUAUUCAUUUGUACGUGGGAUAAUAAAUGAUAAUGUCGAAAUAUUUUUCCAAGCAGAAAUGGAUUCUUAUAAUCCUUUAACUAAUAGUUACACAGAGAUUAAAAGUUCUGUUAAUUUCAACCUUAACAAUGCUUAUCACAGAAAGAAACUGCUCCGUAUGUGGGUGCAGACAAAUUUAUUACCCCGCUCGGAUCUUUUAAUUGGGUUCAGAAAUCCUUAUUCCAAUGAACUGGAACAACUGAGACCUUACAAAAUACAGGAUAUUUACCAGAAGGUAAAUAACAGAUCAAUAUUAGGUAGACCGGGAAAAUUUUUCAGAUAUAAUGCUGUAGUAGCGAGAGACUGGUUCCAUCAUAUCUUCUCUAUUUUGAAAACAAACUUGCUGUCUUUGGCUGAACCAGACAAAUUGUCGUCUUUUAAAGUACAAUUGGAUCCAAAUUUGAACCUCUCUAUUACACCUACAACUCAAUCCAUUAAAGAUUUAAAGAUACAAGUAUAA